AUGAACGUUUCAAGAAUACUUGUGUCGCCUACUGUCACAGCAAAUGUUUUGCGCAUAUUUGCUCCCAGGCUACCUCAAAUCGGUGCUUCUUUGCUAGUUCAAAAAAAAUGGGCCUUAAGAUCAAAGAAGUUUUCUCGUUUCUAUUCCCAAAAGGUUAACGAUGAAAUGCCUUCAAAGAAAGGAGUGGAUAGUACCGGAAAGGCGCCCGAUAAAUCUACAACUUCUUCGAUUGACAAUGCCCCACCACCACCGCCACCGAACACUAAUGAUAAAACCAAACAGGCGAAUGUAGCUGUGUCGCACGCCAUGCUGGCAACUAGGGAACAAGAGGCUAACAAAGACUUAACUAGUCCUGAUGCACAAGCAGCUUUUUACAAGCUUCUCUUACAAUCAAACUACCCCCAAUACGUAGUGUCCAGAUUUGAGACCCCUGGUAUUGCAUCAUCACCUGAAUGUAUGGAACUGUACAUGGAGGCCUUGCAAAGGAUAGGCAGACACUCGGAAGCUGAUGCCGUUAGACAGAAUUUAUUAACAGCCAGUUCUGCUGGGGCAGUUAACCCAUCAUUGGCGUCAUCUUCAUCGAAUCAGUCAGGUUAUCAUGGUAACUUUCCAUCAAUGUAUUCUCCACUUUAUGGGUCUCGAAAAGAACCACUGCAUGUUGUCGUAUCUGAAUCAACCUUUACUGUCAUAUCAAGAUGGGUAAAAUGGCUGCUAGUUUUUGGUGUCUUGACCUACUCUUUCUCUGAAGGUUUUAAAUAUAUCACAGAAAAUACAACACUACUGAAAUCAUCAGAAGUAGCCGACAAGUCUGUUGAUGUUGCCAAGACAAAUGUCAAAUUUGAUGAUGUAUGCGGUUGUGAUGAGGCCCGUGCAGAAUUGGAAGAAAUUGUUGAUUUCCUGAAGGAUCCAACCAAGUACGAGUCCUUGGGUGGUAAAUUACCAAAGGGUGUACUAUUGACCGGACCUCCUGGUACAGGUAAAACUUUAUUGGCCAGAGCCACUGCCGGUGAGGCUGGUGUAGAUUUCUUCUUUAUGUCAGGUUCUGAAUUUGAUGAAGUUUACGUCGGUGUUGGUGCUAAGCGUAUCCGUGAUUUGUUCGCUCAGGCACGUUCUCGUGCCCCAGCCAUUAUUUUUAUUGAUGAAUUAGACGCUAUCGGUGGUAAACGUAAUCCAAAGGACCAAGCUUAUGCUAAGCAAACGUUGAAUCAGUUAUUGGUCGAGUUAGAUGGUUUCUCGCAAACAAGUGGAAUUAUUAUUAUUGGUGCCACCAAUUUCCCUGAGGCUUUAGAUAAGGCGUUAACUAGACCAGGUAGAUUUGACAAGGUCGUGAAUGUGGAUUUGCCAGAUGUUCGUGGUCGUGCUGAUAUUUUGAAGCAUCACAUGAAGAAGAUCACAUUGGCAGAUAAUGUAGAUCCAACUAUUAUUGCACGUGGUACCCCAGGCUUAUCAGGUGCAGAGCUGGCAAAUUUAGUCAACCAAGCAGCAGUGUAUGCUUGUCAGAAGAAUGCAGUCUCCGUUGAUAUGUCGCACUUUGAGUGGGCUAAGGAUAAAAUCUUGAUGGGUGCUGAGAGAAAAACUAUGGUUUUAACAGAUGCAGCUAGAAAGGCCACUGCUUUUCACGAAGCUGGACAUGCCAUCAUGGCCAAAUAUACCAAUGGUGCUACACCCCUAUACAAGGCUACGAUAUUGCCCAGGGGUAGAGCACUAGGUAUUACUUUCCAAUUGCCAGAAAUGGAUAAGGUCGACAUCACCAAAAGAGAGUGUCAAGCUAGGCUGGACGUGUGCAUGGGGGGGAAAAUUGCCGAAGAAUUAAUUUAUGGUAAAGAUAACACCACAAGUGGUUGUGGGUCCGACUUGCAAAGCGCUACCGGCACAGCAAGGGCUAUGGUUACUCAAUAUGGUAUGAGUGAUGAUGUGGGGCCUGUUAAUUUGUCAGAAAAUUGGGAAUCUUGGUCUAAUAAGAUCCGUGAUAUUGCUGAUAACGAAGUGAUUGAACUUUUGAAGGGCUCCGAGGAAAGAGCAAGAAGGUUAUUGACUAAGAAAAAUGUUGAGCUUCACAGACUUGCACAGGGUCUUAUUGAAUACGAGACACUAGAUGCUCAUGAAAUCGAACAAGUUUGUAAGGGUGAAAAGCUGGACAAACUUAAAACCUCCACCAAUACGGUUGUGGAAGGUCCGGAUAGUGACGAACGUAAAGAUGUAGGAGAUGAUAAGCCCAAAAUUCCUACAAUGUUAAAUGCAUGA
Molecule: messenger RNA, 2244 nt
Organism: Saccharomyces paradoxus
Lineage: Eukaryota; Fungi; Ascomycota; Saccharomycetes; Saccharomycetales; Saccharomycetaceae
Gene: YME1
Product: i-AAA protease YME1
Exons: 1
Coding region: 1-2244 (747 amino acids)
Biological process (GO): protein quality control for misfolded or incompletely synthesized proteins; mitochondrion organization
Cellular component (GO): mitochondrial inner membrane
Molecular function (GO): ATP binding; metalloendopeptidase activity; ATP-dependent peptidase activity
Source: RefSeq, a predicted model, not a curated record